Fusarium poae is the source of this 2349-nucleotide messenger RNA. RefSeq lists its product as uncharacterized. Gene Ontology annotation, molecular function: DNA-binding transcription factor activity, RNA polymerase II-specific; DNA binding; zinc ion binding. The transcript has 4 exons. The record is from RefSeq and is a predicted model, not a curated record. Lineage: Eukaryota; Fungi; Ascomycota; Sordariomycetes; Hypocreales; Nectriaceae. Bases 1 to 2349 code for a protein of 782 amino acids. Gene Ontology annotation, biological process: regulation of DNA-templated transcription; DNA-templated transcription.
AUGUGGAAUGAUCAAGGAAAGGAGAAGCAGCAACAAAUGUGGUCGACACACGACCUCGCUUGUGCACACUGCCGGGCACGGAAGAUCAGAUGUGGUAGGGAACGCCCGCAAUGCGAAAGUUGCAAACGCGACGGUGUCGAGUGUCGAUAUUCAUCUCCCGGCAAACGUGUCAAUCACGUCAAACUCCUGUGCCAGAACUUCGAGACGCUUGAGGACCAGCUGCAUAGCAUUCAAAAUGACCUUUCUGAUUUGACGUCACUUGUCAGAGGCGGGAACAGCGUGAGAUCUUCAUCGCUUGCCGCCGAGGAAUGGGCCCCCGAGAAUCUUGCUGGUACAGACUCAGGGACAGUAGUCCAUACAAACUGUCACAUCGUACGAAACAGUUCACAAUCCCUCGACCGUUAUCAUGGGCCUUGCUCCCUUUAUGCCCUCUGCAAGGAAUUCCAUGACGAUCCCAUGUUUAGUGUUUCCGAGAACAACACUACGACACAUACUGCCGUUCCUGAGCAAGCAAUGCUACAAGAAAUGCUUUACGAAGCAGGUAACGAACCUCAUUUAGAUGUACCUUCCCAGCCUACAGGAAUAUGCCUUCCACCCCGACAAUUCCUCAACCUUGUUAUCAGUCCAUUCUUCAAGAACACUGAUUACGCCACUGAUGUUUUCGUGCGAUCAACUUUCCAGCCUCAGAUUGAUCGAAUCUAUUCACAGCCUAUAGGUCCUUCGGACGAAGGCUGGGCCGUGUGUUUCAAUGUUAUAGUUCUUCUUGGCAUCAAGAGGGAGCCUACCACUCAAGGCAAUAGCCACUUCAUUCAAUCUCUUCUUCAAACGAUGAGAAUGGCUAUCAAUAACCCCCGAGUGUUUUUGACACCAAGGCUUGUCAACGUCCAAGCACUUGCCCUUUUGAGUUACGUGGCUGAGCAAUAUAGUACGACAUCACUUGCAGAAUUGGUCUUUGCCCAAGCCUGUUUGUUGGCACGUACAAUGGGCCUCCAUCGGGGUCGCACAUCUUCUAAUAACCUCCCACCGGAGACUAUACUAGAGAGGCACAAGGUUUUCCAGUCGUUAUAUAUCAGAGAUAAGAACAUUGCCAUACUUCGCGGCUCCACUUCUUGGUUACCAGGAUGUGAAUCCGGGGUCCCAUCCUCGUUAGAAAGUCAUUCAGAAUCUCCUGAAGCAAUGGCACGUCUAGAGCUGGCAAAACUUCAGGACGAAGUUUAUCAGAUCUUCUACGGUACUAGUGCUCCGUCUUUGAGAUUUUCCCGAAAUCAAGCAUUGGGUCAAUUACAACAAAAGCUUGAACAGUGGUCUUCAAUGUACAACAUCAUGCAGACACCAUUCACCUCAGCAGAAUCAUUCGCGCUCAUGUUAUCAUUUCUGGCUACAAGAAUUUGCUUGUUAAAAGGCUUUGAUGGCACAAAAUCCAUACAUAUCUUCAGAGAUGCCAAAGCCUGCUGCCUUGUCUUUCUGUUGGCCACAGCAGCGAAGAAAGAUCGUCAUCUUUCCGAAGCUUUGAAUGAGACGCUGGGUUAUCAGAAGAAACGCGAAAGAUCCAACACAAAGAAAGCUAAAAGAAAUUCCCAGGCCGAUGGUGCACUGCCUGAAUAUGGCGAGAACGGGAUUUCAAUACUUCCUCGUCUAGCUACAACCUUCCCGCUAGCAGCAGCAUUCAUUAUAGGAAAGACGGCCAUACAGCAGCCAAUGACAGACGCGGAUGACACCCCCAGUCAGCCAGAAGAGGAAAUAUCACUUUUAGAAGCACUUCGCGAUCAGUUCGCAUCGGUCGCCGAUCAAGCUCAUGUUGAUAAUCUCGCGUUGAACUUCAGCAAGAUCCUGGGUUUGUUAGUUCGAAUAGUUCGUCAAAGGCAGUCACCAGGUCAAAGCAAUACACCUUCAAUUGCCUACAACGAAUUGCCGAAUCUACAUUCCACCAGAUCUUCCAGCUCCCUCCAUGGCAGUGUUGUAAGUUCCUAUAGAGACACACCCCCAGGCCCCGAGAAUCAUUCAACAGUCAGUUCGAUUAGUGAGGUUGUCCCACAUUCUUCUUUACUUCUGCCCUUCGCCCAACCGCUUGAAUCUCCGACUGGGGGCUCACCAUGGUUUGCAAACGCUGGCCACACUAUAGGCAUGAACCACAACUCAGUUCUUGUAGCGUGGCCCAACCAAAAUAAGCGACAAUCCGAAGAGGCAGAACUCCCGGUUAAGAGAACGCGGAUCGCUUGUCACGACGAUUUCUUGGACAUUGGUGCAGGAUAUACCGAUCAUGGCUCACGGCCUGACGAUGAUGUUUUAUUUACAUUCGAUUUUCUCAACACAGGAAACGAUAUGUCUUCUUUUGAUAUGGAUGAAUAA